CAUGCCCUUCAGAUGAGUAUGUGAAGGAGGAAUCAUAAUUUCCUGGCCGCUUAAUAUUUGGGAGAAAAAAACAAUUGUGUCUGAGUUGUACUAAUCCGCCAUGGCUGGAAGCUUUGCAACUUUGCCAAUACAAGAAACGGAUGUUACAGUUCUAAAGGAAACGAUUCGCUCUCAACGGCAACUUCUUCAGACGCUAUAUUCUGAGCUCGACGUCGAAAGAGAAUCCUCCGCGACCGCCACAAACGAAUCUUUGUCGAUGAUCCUGCGGCUGCAAAGCGAGAAGGCGUCAAUGAAGAUGGAAGCAAUUCAAUACAAGAGAUUGGCUGAAGAAAAGAUUGGUCAUGCCGAGGAAUCUCUAGCAAUUCUCAAAGAACUUAUAUAUCAGAAAGAAAUGGAGAUCUCUUCCCUUGAGUUCCAACUUCAGGCUUAUAGGUAUAAGCUUCUAAGCUUGGGGUGUGAAUGUGAUGAUUUGAAUGAUUUCGGAAAACAGUUUACUUCGAAUCCACUUGCAGAAAGCAAUGAUGCAUUCAAUGGAGAAAAGGGUAUUAAAUCUACUGUUAGACGACUGACUUCUUUGCCUGCACGUCUACCAGUAGAUUUCUCUUCAAAGAAGGAUACUAAUGAUGGAGAAAACAAUCCAGCACCGGUGCAGGAUUUGUGUUCGAGGACGGAUGCCGGAAAUUCCGACACGGUAGUUCGCGCUCAGGUCUUGGGUCCGAGGGGAAGCUCUGUAAAUUCAGCAGCUGGUGAAUUCAAUUCUUACUUGGAACAGAUCAGAUUGUUGGAUGAAAAGGUGAAACAGAUUGCAGAUUGUAAAGAAGUUGGUCUAAAGAAAAUUUCAAAUGGUAAGGUUGAAUCAGUGUCCCUAAAUCCUAGCUCAAUGAAUGAAUAUCAUAAAAUAAAAUCUCAUGAAGAUUCAAAAGAAUUUCCCAUUUCAAGUUUUUGUAUCUCCUCUGGUGUUGUUCAUGAUGUAUUUGAAGUUCCAGUUAUACAUGAAGUUCCUGAAACCAGUGCGGAAGGCAAAACUUGCUUUGACGUGGAAAAGUGUAAGGGUAAGUCGGUUUUGGAAAGCGAUGAUCGGCUUACUAAGCCGGAUUUGAUACUGGAAGAUAUAUUGGGAUUACCUGUUAAAGAUGAAGUUGACUGGAUAAAGAUGAAUAACUUUCUAUGUGCAAAGCCUGAGGGAAAAUUGCCUGCUGAAUAUGGAACUGAAUGCAUUAACGUAAAUAAGUUGCUGAUUACGGCUGCCGACAGCAAAUCGGCUCUUCAUGACUUAGCCGCCGGUGUUACCGACUAUCAAUCUGAGUUGAAUCAACUUAGACAGAGAGUUGAGAAGCUUGAGAGUGGAAGAAACAAUACAAGGCAUGUAAUUGUAAAAAGAAGUGAGGAGGAACUGAAUUUGUUGGAGGAUCUAAGAGAACAGCUGAAUUCAAUACGAUCCGAGAUGCAAAGUUGGAAACGGAAGAAACCGCCCUCUCCUUCGGACGAGGUGUCUCUAGUUCCUCUCACAGAGGCAAUGAUGUUCUGUUGGUUGUAAUUAAGAUGUUGGAAUCAACAAAAACAAGCUGCAGUGAUAUCAAGGCUUGAUGAAUGUUGCACAUAUACUGUAUAAUGGUAUCUUUGGGUCAUGGUGAGUGCUGUGACAAAAUAGAUGUUUUUUCCCCUAAAAAAACAAGAGAUUGUUUUGCAUAUACAAUGAACAUGAUACAAAAAUUGCAUGCAGAAGCAGAGGUUUGUUUGAGCAUUUUCAUGUUUAUAUUUUCCACCUGAA
This is a messenger RNA of Hibiscus syriacus, 1771 nucleotides long. RefSeq lists its product as uncharacterized. Bases 101 to 1537 code for a protein of 478 amino acids. Lineage: Eukaryota; Viridiplantae; Streptophyta; Magnoliopsida; Malvales; Malvaceae. The record is from RefSeq and is a predicted model, not a curated record. The transcript has 2 exons.